Cladocopium goreaui is the source of this 2934-nucleotide messenger RNA. The record is from the annotation of a GenBank genome assembly. NCBI's taxonomy places the organism in Eukaryota, Dinophyceae, Suessiales, Symbiodiniaceae.
AUGCCACCGGGGCAACCAGGCGAAAAGCGGCUUGCUUUGUACCCGGCGCAGUGGCUGCGUCAGCUCACGACCAGCCGAUGGGUGCCGGCCAAAGAGGUGGCUGGUGCAGCGAAGCGCGGCUGGUUCAAGCCCUGCGAGGUGCUGUUGAAAGCUGAUGCCACCCGACCGGGUUUGCCGGUGGCGGAACUUCCAGCUGAGAUCAUCCGGCAACUGGAGGCAGUCAAGAGCCUAUUCGCCUGGGGCACGGUGGCCCCUGAACCUCCAGUGGAACGCCUGGCCUCCUUGGGAGCUGCAGCAGCGCGGAAGGCGGCCUCAGAAGCUCCGGAACCCUUGUGGCGUGCAGUGGUGCACGCGCACCGGGGAGGGAAUUUGAAACCGGCACAGAGGUCCAAGUUAAAGACCCUAGGCUCUUUGCCGGUCUUUCCCGCGCCUGUUGCCAUGUUGGACGGAGCCGAUCGUCUGACAGCGGCACGUUUGGUGGUGCCUCAAACAGGUGCCAGCCAAGAACAAGCGGAAGAGGUGAAAGCUCUCAUUGAGGCGAAAUGGCUGGUGGAUGUUCAUUCUGCUGAUUGGCCGCUGCGGGAUGUUGCGGAUGAUGUGCUCGCUCUGGUGGACAUUGCCACACGACCCAGCCGAGCAUGCACUGAAGCCUUCGUCUCCUGGUGCUGCAGCUUCGAGCCGGAGAACCCCAGCGAAGAGCUCCGAACGGCGCUGACGCACGCGUUGGCAUCCCUUGCAGCAGAGGCCACGAAGCUGAAAUUGAAGCCUCCGCAGGCCAUGCAGAAGAUAGUGCCAAACCUCAAGCUCUUCUGCAAGGUGGUUCCGGUGCUCAAUGAUGAUGUCACCAAAGCUGCGAUGCUGACACCUGCCCAGGGUCUGCAGCUCCUAGGGAUUUUGGACCAUCCGAAGAGCCACUUCCCUUCGGCCGCACGACUUCAGGCCAAAGAUGAACAGGUGAUCGAAGCGCUUGGCAUUUUGAAGCUCAGCGAUCCUCGCGUCAAGCUUCAGACCAGGAUCACCGGCGCUGCCGAGAUCGUGCCCGGGUCAGAGGAGCGCAUCAGCGUGGUGUUGAAACUGCUGUGGCGUUCGGCAAACAAAGAGUUGCCGUCGGAUCAUGUGAAGGUGCGCUUGCGCAAGUGUGAGACGAUUGCGCGGGAACUCUCGCUCGGUGAUGGGGAGCACAAGGCCUGCAUGGAGGCGUUCGCAAUGUGGGGGGAGAAAGAAGAAGAUGGCGAAACCUGCUAUGAUUUGCUGGUGGCUGGAGACGUAGAUGAUUAUGCUGCAGAGGUGGAAGAGCUCUUUGAAGCGAAGUUCGACGCCAUCUUCAGGUGCUGCGAGACGCGUCCGGCCAAGGUGCUGCGCUUGUUGCGACAUUUGGAGAGUGACAAGGACUUCAACAAGUUUCUGGCUCGGGACUUUGCAGGAGUUCUAGAGCAGCAGGAGAUGGAGAGACGCAAAGCCGAGGCGCGAGCUUCACAAAUGGCGCAGACAGCAAGGAAGCGAGCAGAGGAGCAGCAAGCGAAGCAACAGGCCCAGCAGCAGGCGGAGAAGAAAGCAGCACUGGAGCAACAGGAGCAGGCAGAAAGGGAGCAAAGAGAAGAGCUGGAACAAUUUCUGCAGGCUGCUACGACAGCAAAGGCACAAGCAGAGAAUGAGACCAUGGCAGGCAUUGCCAAGGCCCAAUCUACGGCCUCCAGCCUUGAUGUCCCGGCCGCCAAAGCACUUGCGGCAGGUCUUCAGGGUGGGGCUGCAAACAUGGCUGUGCCAGUGGGAGCUUUGCAGCCCGGGGCUGUAGCUGCAAGGGUUGUGCCUCCCAGAGUCAUUCCGCCCCCUGCCCAGCUGAAACAGGAGGCGGAUGCGAGCGCAGCGAGCCUCGCCGUUCCGCCAGCUGCGAGCCCCGCUGACGUCAAACGCGGCGGCAUCUAUCCUUUGCCCAACAUGGCCAAGGUGGGCCUGGUGGUGCCGCCACGCACUAUUCAGGCAAAAGCUGCUACGGAGGCAACUCCAAUUGCUCCAGAGGCAGAUGCUGAGAAGUCUGAGGAAAGGCCCACGAAAAAACCUAAACUGAACGAGGAGAAUGGCAACGAUGGCAACCAGGUGACCCAGGUGAAUGGAAGUGACCCCUUAGCGACUUUGCAGGAGGAGCUGGGAAAGCUGCGACGAGAGAAUGAAGCCCUAAGGAUUCGAGCUGGGCAUACAGCAACGCAGUUUCCAAUACUACCAGGUAGUCAGGAGCAGGAAGAUGAUGAAGAAGGGGAAGUGAAAACAGUGGCCACCAAGGGGGAGAUCAAGAGGAUGAAACUCGAGGCUAAGGAGGUAUUGUACCGACCCAUCUCUGAGGGAUUUGGAUACAAGAUGCUCCAAAAGAUGGGUUGGAAGGAGGGUGAAGGCCUUGGCAAAGAAGAAAAGGGCUUGGCUACCCCGUUGUGGGUUGAUCCUCGCGAGGGGAGAAGUGGGCUAUUUUCUGCACAAUCAGGGGAGUCGCGGCCGGUUAGACCAGCAACAGAACUGGAGGACUACUUCAAUCCCAAGCCCUUAGCAGCCAACCCGGUGCGUUUUGUAAGUGAAGGUGGCGAAACCACCGAGACGAAAGAAGACAGCAUCAGUUCGGACCUGCGGGGUCUGGGGUUUGUGAAUGCACAAUCUGCAGCAGGUGGAUCUGGAAAAGUCCUUCCCACCGGCGCAGUCGCUCCACACUUCCGAAGAGCUUCGGAAGCCUUGCCACGCUCCAGACCGAGUGUGGCACAAGUGGCACCUGCAUUGUUCGGCCUGUUGGCGGAUCAGCGGUGGCAGAGCGGGGGUGCUUCCAAUGGCGCAUUUCUACUUGGUCAACUCCUGGAGGAGGCCUUAGACCCCAGUUCUGCGGAACGUUUUCUGCAACUGGUGGAUGAACGCCUAGGGCCGCAGGUUACGGCGCACUUGGCCCAAAUGUGA